AUGUCGUCCCUCAUCGAUCAGCCCGACACAAUCGAUACACUAAUCCAAGAUUUCCUCGCUCCAUCGACUAAGCUCUCGACACCUGAGUUGGCUCGCGCACAAGUCCACUGGCAGCGCAAACCCAAGCUCGAACACAUGCUGUGGGCAGAACCAAGCACAUCCCUACACUCGCUCGAGUUCGUCCGAGCCGGACUCGAAGGAAGAAUCGUAUCGUAUCGUGAAGUCUCGCAUACAUCGACGCCCCUCCUGGACUCAAAGUCCUCUGCUUCUAUGGCGAGGAAACCCGCGACUUCGAGCAACUUCAUACGAGGCAAGUCUGCUUACGUCCCCUUUGCACCAGGUGGAUUGGAGAACGAGGUGAUGAAGGACACAGAUGGUGCAGAGCAAGACGCAGAAGAUCUGUCGGAUACGCUUCGAUCGCAAGUUGCGGAAAUGGAGGAGACUCUCAGUUCUGGAAGAGGGUUACGUUCCAAGGCACCUGGUCUCAGUCGAUCUUUCAGUGAUCCCAAUGAAGAGACUUUCGAGGACGGAGAGGAUGCGGAAGCUAGUCAGGAUGCUUCGCAGGCUGUUGAUGUCGGGCUUGGAAUGGCACCCAUCCCCGUAUACCGACCCAUCGAGCAGGAUCGCCAAGCCUCGUCAUCCAUGCGCGGCUCUCGCUCUCAGGUCAACGGAGACGCGGCGAGGCGUACCGACACGAGCGCUCACGAUGCCGAGCUGGACGAGCUGCUCCCGGUCGAGCGUCCACAGCCACUGACCCACGCCAGGCGAACCGCCAAGAUCGACGCCAAACGCGAUUGGGCCCACGUCAUCGACGUCAACCAGAAACUCUCCAACUUCCACGAGCUCGUCCCACAGAUGGCUCACUCCUUCCCCUUCGAGCUCGACACGUUCCAAAAGGAAGCCGUCUACCACCUCGAGCAAGGCGACUCGGUGUUUGUCGCAGCCCACACCAGUGCCGGUAAGACCGUCGUGGCCGAAUACGCAAUUGCUCUGGCGCAGAAGCACAUGACGCGCUGCAUCUACACUUCACCCAUCAAGGCGCUCUCGAAUCAAAAGUAUCGCGACUUCAAGCAGACGUUCGGCGCUGCCAACGUCGGUAUCCUGACCGGCGACGUGCAGAUCAAUCCAGAAGCGCCUUGCCUCAUUAUGACCACCGAGAUCUUGCGCAGCAUGCUGUACAGAGGUGCUGACCUCAUCCGCGACGUCGAGUUCGUCAUCUUCGACGAGGUUCACUACGUCAACGAUCAGGAGCGUGGCGUGGUUUGGGAGGAGGUAAUCAUCCUGUGUCCGCAGCACAUCAACCUUAUCUUGCUUUCGGCGACGGUGCCGAAUACGAAGGAGUUCGCGGAUUGGGUGGGUCGUACCAAGAAGAAGGACAUCUACGUCAUCAGCACACCGAAGCGUCCUGUGCCCUUGGAGCACUUCUUGUAUGCGGGCAAGGAGAUGUUCAAGAUCGUUGAUGCACGUACACAGUUCCUCGGUACAGGACUGAAGGAGGCUGGCGAAGCGCUCAAGAGGAAGCAGGAGAAGGAGCGCGAGGCCAAUGCUGCGGCGAACGGCGGUGGCGGAGGUGCUCGAGGUGGUCGUGGCGGAGGCGCUGCCGGGUCGAACUCUCGAGGUCGAGGAGGUAUGACGCCUGCCCGAGGUGCGGCGCCUCGAGGCCGUGGAGGGGCGGGAGCAGGUCGCGGCGGAGGCUUCACAGGAACCACCACGGUCCGCACAGGUCUCGACAAGAACCUCUGGAUUCACCUCGUUGGUCAUCUCCGCAAGAAGGACCUCCUCCCCUGCGUUGUCUUCGUCUUUUCCAAGAAACGCUGCGAGGAAUACGCCACCAGUAUGCCCAACACCGACCUGAACACGGCAAAAGACGGAUCCGAGGUCCACAUCCUCAUCGAAAAGUCACUCACCCGACUCAAGGGGACUGACAAGGAGCUUCCGCAAAUCAAGCGCAUGCGCGACCUCCUCGGUCGAGGUAUCGGUGUUCAUCACGGUGGACUGCUCCCCAUUGUCAAGGAGAUCGUUGAACUGCUCUUCCAACGUGGUCUGGUGAAAGUGCUGUUUGCGACCGAGACGUUUGCUAUGGGUGUCAACAUGCCCGCUCGAUCUGUCGUAUUUUCAUCGAUUCGCAAACACGACGGACAUGGAUUCCGCGAGCUGCUCCCUGGAGAAUAUACCCAGAUGUCCGGUCGAGCAGGUCGUCGUGGUCUCGACCCUACAGGUGUGGUCAUCAUCAACGCUGCCGAUCAACUUCCCGAAACCGCCGUCCUGCACAAGAUGCUCCUCGGUCAACCCACAAAACUGUCAUCGCAGUUCCGUCUCACGUACAACAUGAUCCUCAACCUGCUACGCGUGGAAGCGUUGAAGGUGGAGGAGAUGAUCAAACGCUCGUUCUCCGAGAACGCCGCGCAAAAGAUGUUGCCGGAUCAACAAAGGAAGGCACAGGAGUUGGAAAAGAAGCUGGCCAAGGCGCAGCAUCCCCAGCCAGCGGAGCUGGACGAGCAGCUAUCGACGUAUUACGAUCUGUGUGCUGCUGUGGUGGCGAGCAACCAGUCGCUGUUCGAGCUGGCGCUGGGUCAUCCACAGGGAGCGAAGAAUUUCGGCGCCGGGAGGGCGGUCAUUUUGCGAGACGAGCACUUUGACUUCGAUACGGCGGCCAUCGUUAGGCAGGUCUCGGCGAAAGAGUUCUUGGUGCUCGCUGCUGUGACAAAAGAGCGGAAGAGGGGUGAUUUGGAUGUCGGGGACAGUGUGGCUCCUUUGUGGCCGCCGCAGAUGAAAGAGGUGGUAGGAGAGCUGGUGUACGAUCUGAGGGAGGUACCGUUGAGCAGUAUUUCGCUGGUGACGGAUCAGACGAUCAAGCUGGACGUGCCGCUGAUCACAGCGCACCGUAUCAGCGCCAUGAAUCGCGCGCUCGAAGCGUUACUCGUCAUCCGCGACUCUUUCAUCUCCAUGGACAACGGAGCUAUCCCUGAUGCAGAAUGGACCAAGCUUCGCCGUCUCGAUUUCCAAGAAGCCCUUCGAAGUCGCAACUCGUACGCCACCAAAACCCUCCAACACCUCUCGCUCCUCGCCUCACCCACCUUCAUCAACGACUACUCGCUCGUCUCCACCUACAAGACCAUCACCUCGCAACUGGAGCAGACGCUGAAACUCCAAUCCGACGAAAACCUCGAGCUGCUGCCGGACUACCAUCAACGCGUCUCUGUCCUCAAAACCCUGCGCUACGUCGAUCCGAUUACCGAAUCCGUGCUGCUCAAAGGUCGCGUAGCGUGCGAAGUCAACUCAGCCAACGAACUCGUGCUUACCGAACUCAUCCUCGAAAACAUCCUCGUCGAAUACGAGCCGGAAGAACUCGUCGCGCUCCUGUCGAUCUUCAUCACGCAGGAAAAAACCGACGACAUACCCGAACUCUCUGGGAAACUUCUCGAGGGUUACCAGAAGAUCGUCGAGAUAGCAGAGCGAGUCUCCACCGUUCAACUCUCCAACUCGCUCGCGAGCGAAGACUUCACUGCUCCGAACAAGAUCGCCCUCGUCCCCGUCGUGUACGAGUGGGCCAAAGGUACAGACUUCGCCACCAUCGCUGCUAUGACUGACAUCCAAGAGGGGUCUAUCGUCAGAGUCAUCACCAGACUGGACGAGACCUGCAGAGAGAUCAGAGACGCCGCUAGAGUCAUCGGUGAUAGAGACCUCGGUGAAAAGAUCCAGACUUGUCAGGCGCUCAUCAGGAGAGAUAUCGUUUUCGCUGCCAGCUUGUACUUUUAG
Molecule: messenger RNA, 3759 nt
Organism: Pseudozyma hubeiensis SY62
Lineage: Eukaryota; Fungi; Basidiomycota; Ustilaginomycetes; Ustilaginales; Ustilaginaceae
Product: Ski2 ATP-dependent RNA helicase
Exons: 1
Coding region: 1-3759 (1252 amino acids)
Biological process (GO): nuclear-transcribed mRNA catabolic process, 3'-5' exonucleolytic nonsense-mediated decay
Cellular component (GO): Ski complex
Molecular function (GO): ATP binding; RNA binding; RNA helicase activity
Source: RefSeq, a predicted model, not a curated record